Molecule: messenger RNA, 5841 nt
Organism: Dermacentor silvarum
Lineage: Eukaryota; Metazoa; Arthropoda; Arachnida; Ixodida; Ixodidae
Product: zinc finger protein 239-like
Exons: 5
Coding region: 391-1644 (417 amino acids)
Biological process (GO): regulation of transcription by RNA polymerase II
Cellular component (GO): nucleus
Molecular function (GO): RNA polymerase II cis-regulatory region sequence-specific DNA binding; DNA-binding transcription factor activity, RNA polymerase II-specific
Source: RefSeq, a predicted model, not a curated record
GACACGCUCCUGUACUGGUCACGCAAAUGACUGCAUUUCAUUUCUUUCCUCACAGCAAGCUUGUUAGCACCUUCCAUUUGUGACACUGAGAUAGCGACAGCUUAUUUCCUUUACUUAAAGCUGCUCUUAUGUGUCAGCUGUGCGGUUGUGCACUGUGAGCGCGUCGGUCAACAACGCCGCUUGACCGCUUGACUGCCGCUUUCGCUUACGGGCAUUUCCAAAGCUUCUGCUGAUUUCUUCUGCCUGCACCUUGUAUUUGUUGUGUUCAUCAGGAUCUAGCCUAUCUCUGCCUUGUUGAGUACAAAUAGCCCCAAGUACUGAUUGCUGCUGGUUUGCUCAGUCCAGAAUCUGCAAUCGCUCCAGUUAUUUUCUGCAGGCCUCACAAAUGCAAUGAGUCUUGGUGAAUGCAUCACUGUUGCCAUAGUGGCAUGCCAGGCCCCUUCCAAGGUCGUCGGUCAGGUCAAGGUUGGCACGCAGUGCUGCCUGCCUCUGGCUGACAAGUCUGUCGGGUGCUCCCUAAGAGCACAGAAGGUGUCGAGGAGCAUGCAGACUGCAGAGGCUGUGGAUCAGUCCAGCUCCACCUCAGGGAGGCAUCAUGACUUCCCACCAACGGUCAAGCACGAGGAGUUGCAGCAGGGCCAACUCUACCAUUGUGACUGUUGCAACUAUGCGACUGCCAGGUUGUCCGCUCUCAUUGUACAUGAGUGCAGGUGCACAGCAUCAGGGCCUUCUAUUUCUCCAUCAACAGCCGAGGGUGACCAGGGAUGCCUCUGCAGCCGUCACCUCUGCGAACAUCAAACUAAAUAUCUGCAUGACCUUGAAAUGCACACCAGGAUUCAUACUUGCGAGGGUUCGUUUAAAUGCCAUUUGAGCCCUCAGAGCUUCUCGCAAAGGUCCAUCGUGAAAGGACAUCUGCGCACCCACACAUGCAAGAAGCCAUUUCAGUGCUCUUCGUGCCCUCAGAGUUUCUCACGAAAGACCACUUUGAACACACAUCUGCGCAUCCACACGGGUGAGCGUCCCUUUAAAUGCCAUUUCUGCCCUCAGAGCUUCUCACAAAGGUCCACCCUGGAAGGACACCUGCGCACCCACACAUGCGAGAAGCCAUUUCAGUGCCCUUCAUGCCCUCAGAGUUUCUCACGAAAGACCACUUUGAACACACAUCUGCGCAUCCACACGGGUGAGCGUCCGUUUAAAUGCCAUUUCUGCCCUCAGAGCUUCUCACAAAGGUCCACCCUAAAAGCACACCUGCGCACCCACACAUGCGAGAAGCCAUUUCAGUGCCCUUCGUGCCCACAGAGUUUCUCACAAAAGGCAAAUUUGAACACGCACCUGCGCAUCCACACGGGUGAGCGUCCGUUUAAAUGCCAAUUGUGCCCUCAGAGCUUCUCACAAAGGUCCACACUGACAGCACACCUGCGCACCCACACCGGCGAGAAGCCAUUUCAAUGCUCUUCGUGCCCUCAGAGUUUCUCACAAAAGACCAGUUUGAACUUACACCUGCAAAUUCACACAGGUGAAAAGCCAUUUUCCUGUCCCUCAUGCCCUAAGAAAUUUCGGAAUAGUGUAGAUUUUAACAGGCACCUGCGCAUCCACACAGGCACCUGCGCAUCCACACAGGCACCUGUGCAUCCCCACAGGUAAGAAGCUAUUUUAGUGCCCUUUUUGCCUCGGAGUUUCUCAUACAGAACCAGUUUGAACAUACACCUGAAAAUCCACACACGCAAAAAGCCAUUUCACUGUCCCUUGCGCCCUAAGACAUUCCGGAAUAGUGUAGAUUUUAACAUGUACCUGCGCAUCCAUACGGGUGGAAAGCAAUUUCAGUGCCCUACGUACCCUCAGAGUUUCUCGCAUAAAAGCCAUUUGACCGUACACCUGCGCACCCACACGGGCGAGAACCCAUUUCAGUGCCCUUCAUGCACUCGGAGAUUUUCGCAGAAGAGUGCCAUGAAGCGACACCUGCGCACUCAUACAGGUGACCGACCACACCGCUGCACCGUCUGCUCCGUCUUUUGUGCGGGCUGAUGUCUUGAGUGAACAUAAAGAAAGAAAACACCCUGACACUGUAGAUUAAGUCAACGGCCAUGUUGAACUAGCCUGAAUUAGGAAUCUAUAGAACAGCAGCGGUAGUUAAAUGCUAGAGCACCUGCCUUGUGUGGUAGGUCCUGGGUUCGAAUCUCGGUGUAGCAGGAAACGCACUGGUUUUUCAAAUGUGUUGAGAUGUACAACGACCUCGCGCUAGGUUGUUUAUGUGUGUUCUCUGAAAGGACUGAAAGGCACCCCUGAAAAGCCGGACUUCCCUGAAACGCCUCCCUUAGCUUAUAGCCGUGCUUCCUACCCACCGAGCCGCUGCUGCAGUCCUGACUUCUGACCUAUUUCACAGGCAGAUAUGCUACCUAGGUCUCGAUUGCAGGCCGUAUGCAUUUUUUAAUGGAAUCAAACUCGUUAUUUCGGGGAUAUUUGGCCGCACAUUGCACUCUCGGAGCCCCGCAAAGGUGUGACGCAAAAGAGCAAAAAUGGAGCUAGCAUCCAACCUAAACGGAGCGGCGGAGUCCGCAUCACCGUAGUUAUCAGCAUAAAUCAUACAUGAACGAUAGGAAUGCCAGAAUGCUUAUUGCCUAUUUGUGCCUGUAUAGCCUUCAUUCUUGCGUUCACUGCAGCUUAUAACAAUUCAUUCAUUCGUGUUCAUUCAUAGAUGUGUUGGCACCAUCCAUCAUUGCAUCGAUAGCAACCAUGAUUUCAUUCACAGCACUUGCGGCAAACAGUAGUUUGGUUUUCACUCAGUAACAACGGUUGCGCACGCAAUGUCACAAACACAGCGGCAGCGGUCGAGGAUGAGCUCUGGCUACAUUGCGAUAGACGGACAAUCUGUUGGCGACCGACUCGGGGGCGGAAAAAUAAUUGGGAUGUCCACGUGGCGGUGAAAUGCGUGUCUUGAAUGGAAACGUGGCCGCCCUGCAAAGGAAGUCGCGAGGCCUUAGCUGCUGCGAGCACUGAUAAGUCAUGCAAUGACGAGAAUUGCAGCUUUCACACUGCAUUUCUGCAAAAUAGGAACAGGAUUUGCUGAUUCAUUCUGUAAAUAAAAGCAUGUUGCCCUAGUAAGCAUGUGUUUAUUAUUUUGUUGAUACCCUCGAUAAUUAGGCAUUCGGUUAAUUCAGAGGUUCUUUUUCUCGGUACCGUGAAAUCCGAAAUAGCGAGGCUUUAUUGUAUACUAGUACAAGCUAACUACAGCUUUCAAAAAAAAAUUAAAAGGAAGUUUCAGAUUCUUGAACAACCUUGCCAGGCUUCAGCACUAUGUGACAUCAUGGGCCACCUUUCAUAAAAUUAAUUGGAAAGUUGUUAUUGCGAAAACGAAAUACUUGAAAGAAAUAUUAUCAAAUGCACUUCCUUUACUUUUAAAUGAACAUAAUAGAACUGGAAUUGAUAUUUUAACCACUGUACAACGAAACCUAAAGAUUUCUUUUUCUCGAUGUCACUAAGUAAUUUCCAUCUGUGUAGUAGCGAAUCGACACAUCACUUUUACUUCCUUAAUGCACAUAAGUUUUUGUUUGAUCUAUGCAUUUUGUCGCACUCUUUUUUGGUUUGCUAUCUGGGUAAAGGGACAAUACAGGCAAAUAUUAAGUCAAGUUAAAGUGAUAAAUUAGUGCACGAGAAGCUCCAAGGCAUCAAAAUUAUCACGGACAGAGCCUUAGUUAUCGAGAAAUUGAGGUAAAUGCAGGACACGAUUGGAGACUCCCCCGGGACAUUCAAGUACUUUCCCGAUGAUGAAGGCACUCCUCAUUUGUAUUCUGUCACUAGUAGUCAACCACUCGGUAUAUUAACAUCGUUGUAUUGCAUUAUUAGGUAAAAGAAAUUGCUUCUUGUGCAGUUCUAUUUCAUUUUUUAUUUUCCUUUAAACAACGCAUUGACAUAACCUUUAACAACGACACGGGCGGUCGAAAUGUUUGUUUUCACUCGACUCCGCACCGCCUGCACUCUCGCGUUUCAGUAGUUUCGUUAUCGCGUAGUGCCGUGCUGGUCUUGCUGACUCGCGAGACUCGCGCAAACUGCAAAUAACAGAGAAUUCCACUUUCAUGUGAUGUCGCGGCAUGCCUGAACGGUCCACGCCACUCAACCAAAACCAGCUUCAGCGGCGAAUCCGCCGGUCUACUGUCUUGGCUCGGUUUCUGCGUGGCCGCAUGUUUGCGUUUUGUGCAAAAAACCAUACUGCCAUCUGUACGGCAUCGUUUUACCCACAGACGGCAGCAAAGAGUGGUGAUGGCAUAUGCCUAGGGUUGGGUAGCAGGAGAUUUGAAUUGCGAUAAAGGUCAUCAUCAAUAGCCUAUAUUUAUGUCCACUGCAGGACGAAGGCCUCUCCCUGCGACUUCCAAUUAACUCUGUCUUGUGCUAGCUGAUUCCAACUUGCACCUGCAAAUUUCCCAACUUCAUCACCCCACCUAGUUUUCUGCCGUCCUCAACUGUGCUUCCCUUCUCUUGGUAUCCAUUCUAUAACUCUUAUGGCCCACCGGUUAUCCAUCCUUCGCAUACAUAACCUGCCCAGCUCCAUCUUUUCCUCUUAAUGUCAACUAGAAUAUUGGCCACCCCAUUUGCUCUCUGAUCCACACCGCUCUCUUCCUGUCUUAACAUAUGGGGCAGAAACUUGGAGGUGAACAAAGAAUCUCGAGAACAAGCUAAGGACCGCACAAAGAGUGAUGGAAUAUGCGAUGAAGGUAUUUGCAAGCAAAUAUGCAGCUUUAGAACAGCAAGAUGAAGAUAACAUAGAGGUAAUGAAUGAAACCGUAACUAGGCUGAUCUCAGAAGCAGCAAUUGAAGUGGGAGGUAAGGCACCAAGGCAACCAGUAGGUAAGCUCUCCCAAGUAACGAAGGACUUAUUUAAGAAACGACAAAGCAUGAAGGUGUCAAACUCAAGAGAUCGGAUAGAAUUCACUGAACUGUAAAAACUGAUCAACAAGAAGAAAGUAAGGGAUAACAGAAAUUAUAACAUGAGAAAGAUUGAGGAAGCCGUAAAAUAUGGACGCAGCACAAAAUCAGUGAGAAAACUUGGCAUUUGGACAAGGCGAGAUGUAUGCACUGAAAGAUAAGCAGGGUAAUAUUGCCACGACGAGCCUGCGUCUAGCUACUUGGGUUUCACUCGAACUUUUACUAGGGUACGGAAAUCAUACUACUGGCCAAAACUCGCCACUUGUGUUAAACGAUAUGUCCAAGCCUGCUGUGAAUGCCAGCGCCUAAAGUCUCCAAAUGUGAAGCUUGCGGGAUGGUUGAAUCCUAUCGAGCCGCCUUGAGGGCCCUUCGAUCAAGUCGGCAUGGACCUCCUGGGCCCGUUUCCGUUGUCUACUUCCGGAAAGAAGUGGAUAAUCAUCGCCACAGACUAUUUAACCCACUAUGCUGAAACAAAGAAUCUUCCUAAAGGCACAGCUUCUGAGGUUGCACAGUUUUUUUGUACAGAACAUUGUACUACGCCAUGACGCCCCAUCCUGUGUCAUCACAGAUCGAGGAGCGGCGUUUACGGCAAGGCUGCUAGCAGAAAUUUUUCAACUGAGUUACACCACGCACAGAAAGACAACUGCCUAUCACCCUCAAGCAAAUGGCUUGACCGAAAGGCUUAACAGAACGAUGACCAACAUGCUGUCGAUGUGCAGUCGCGAUCAAAAGUUUGGCGACCGUGAUUCCAGCAAAAAAUUUAAAUAUAUUCAGGUGUAGCUGCGCGGCCUGAAAUUGGUUUAAUGCAUCGUAUUGGCCAAACAAGCGCGCGUAUGCUUGCGCACUUGAUUUCAGCUGGAAUGCCCAGGCUGCAAAACAAAAAUUAAAAAUCGUCGCACCUUUGGUCUCUUAACUGUUGAU